Molecule: messenger RNA, 2034 nt
Organism: Frankliniella occidentalis (western flower thrips)
Lineage: Eukaryota; Metazoa; Arthropoda; Insecta; Thysanoptera; Thripidae
Gene: eIF2D
Product: eukaryotic translation initiation factor 2D
Exons: 10
Coding region: 95-1951 (618 amino acids)
Biological process (GO): translational initiation; formation of translation preinitiation complex
Molecular function (GO): translation initiation factor activity; RNA binding
Source: RefSeq, a predicted model, not a curated record
GGCAAAUAGUGUCCCUUUUCUGUUUUAUCUAUUUUUGGAAGUGCUCUCAUCGUGUUUAUGUCGUUAAUAUUUUGCAAGGUAUCUUGCUGAAACAAUGUUUGCAAAACCCUUCCAAGUGAAAACUAAUUGUCAACUCAAAGGGUCUGUUAGGAAGAAAUUCCGAGCAGACAUAUUGAAAGCAUUUCCAAGUAUCACCGAGGAGGCCUUCAAUGAAUACAUACCUAACAAAGAACCAGUUUCCCUGAUGAAAAUUUUUACUCAUUCCAAGGAUAUUGUCCAUGUUUAUUCUUUGGAAAAGGGACCUAUUGCAUUCGAGAGAGAGAAUCAGCUAUUUCCUGCUCUAUACCUGCUCUGGCAGUUUCCUAAUUUGGUUCCAUCAUUUACUACAUGGCCACCAGUGCUUCAAAAAUUAAAAAAUGGAGCCGACCUUAUGCUCCCUGGUGUUGUGCUACCCGGUGGCAUUUCAAUAAAUGCUUAUGGAAAACUAUCUAAGGGUGACUGUGUCUCAGUAAACCUUACAACUAAUCAGGCUCCUAUUGCUGUUGGCGUGGCAGCUCAUUCCAGUCAUGAUAUGUAUAUGUGUGGUGGUCGUGGCAAAUGUGUGAAUAUAUUGCAUUUUGUCGGAGACCUCCUAUGGUCACAGGGAGCAAAAUAUAACAUUCCUGAGUUGGGUCCACCACCAGGCCUGAGUGCCUGUGUUUUCGAAAAUUUGAGCUCAGAAGACGAAUCAGAGGAUGAUUCAGAAGAUGAUGAGUCAAGUAAAACAGAUUCAGAUGAACAGAGUGAAGAUGACAAGAAAACUGGACAGAGUGAGGAAGAAGAAGAGAUUGAGCAUGAAAAUGAGGUUGAAGAUCUUACGCAAAAACUUACCAGCCUCAUCCCAAACCUUGAAGAGAAAGCUGCUUCAGCUGAGAGCAAUGAUAUUAUCCAACCGUUGGAAACAGAAGCGGAAGCUAUGGAUAAACUACUCAGAUUUUGUUUCUUGAAAUCCCUUAAAACAUCAGCUCGAAAGGUUGAUCUGCCAAUCCUUACUAGCAACUUUUAUAAAGUACAUAUGCUCUCUGCGUGUCCUCCUGGAAAAUCAGUAGAUUUAAAAAAGUCUUCUUACAAAAAGCUCAGUAAAUUUCUUGAUGAAAUUGCUGUUGAAAAAAUAAUUUCUCAAAAAGAGUUAAGCAAAGGAGUAAUGAGUAUAACUUCAAUUAACUACAACCAUGAAGCUGUUCUCACUUUUUUGGAUCUGGAUGCUGUGGUUGAUGUAAGUGGUCAGGUAUUACCUGGGCAUUCUCGUGUUGGAAAAUGUAUGUGUGGCCAAGUACAUGCCGAGCAAAUGUACUCAGUUACACCUUCAGUUCUUCCAAUAUUCAGCCUUUACUCUAACAGGCUUGGAGCUGAGCUUUCCCCUGCGUCUGUUAAAAAGGUGAUUAGUGACUAUGUAAACAACAAAAAUCUCCACAUCGGUGGAGACACUAGUAAAGUUCAAUGUGAUGAUGUAUUGGCAAAGGCUGUGUUGGGGGUUCUACCAGCAGAACCUCUGGUUUUAGUUUGGGAUGAUCUACUUAAAAGAGUGAUGGCACGUAUGUUGGACACAAGUUCAUUACCACCCCCUAAGAUACACAAAGAAGACAAAGGAAAAUUGACCCCCAUAGAUAUCCAAACUGCCACACGCACUGGAAACAAAAAGGUGACUUUAAUUUCAAACUUAGAAAUUUACGGUGUGGAUGUAGCUGAAUUUGCAAAGGAAUGCCAACGAGGUGUAGCGGCAAGUACUACCAUCAAUCCCCUCCAAGGACGAAAAGGAGUUCAACUACAAAUUCAAGGAAAUCAAGUUCGUUUCAUUUCACAACUGCUGCAUGAUAAAUACAAAGUCCCCUUAGCCAAUAUGCGAGGGUUGGACAAAGCUCCCAAAGUUAAAGGACAAAAGAAAGCCCCAUCAACAAAACCGAAGAAAUAAAAACUGUGUAAAUAAAGGGAAAAGUAACUGAUGCUUUUAUUAAAAUUUCCUUUUCUAAAUAAAAAUGUAGCUUGCUUUCUUGA